Pelmatolapia mariae (spotted tilapia) is the source of this 3494-nucleotide messenger RNA. Its product is annotated as protein NLRC3-like. The transcript is spliced from 6 exons. Gene Ontology annotation, biological process: intracellular signal transduction. NCBI's taxonomy places the organism in Eukaryota, Metazoa, Chordata, Actinopteri, Cichliformes, Cichlidae. The annotation marks the transcript as partial. Gene Ontology annotation, molecular function: methyltransferase activity; 2-oxoglutarate-dependent dioxygenase activity; protein binding. The record is from RefSeq and is a predicted model, not a curated record.
AUGACGCCAGACCACCAACCUCUGACUCUCUCCCCCACCGAUGUAGGAGCGGUGCUGAGCAGGAUCAAUGUCCACAAGGCUGCAGGUCCUGAUGGCAUCCCCGGGCAUGUUCUCAGAGUGUGUUCUGGGGAGCUUGCAGGAGUGCUCACAGACAUAUUCAAUCUGUCCUUGGCCCACGCCUUCAAAUCCACCUCCAUCGUCCCGAUACCCAAAAACUCCAACCCAUUUAGCCUCAAUGACUACCGCCCAGUAGCACUCACCCCUAUCGUCACUAAGUGCUUAGAGCAGCCGGUCUUAGCACACUUCAAAUCCUGUCUCCCCCCCACCCUGGACCCCCACCAAUUUGCAUACCGCCAGAACAGGAGCACAGAGGAUGCAGUCUCCAUCGCACUGCACUCUGUCCUCUCACACCUGGACAACAACAACACCUACGCCAGAAUGCUGUUUAUAGACUUCAGUUCAGCAUUCAAUACAAUCCUCCCCUCACAACUCAUCAGGAAACUGACAGACCUGGGCAUCAGUUCCCUCAUCUGCAAAUGGUUACUGGACUUCCUGACCAACCGCCCCCAACAUGUCCGACUGGAUAACCGCUGCUCAUCAACAAUCACAAUGAACACCGGUGUACCACAAGGCUGUGUGAUGAGCCCUUUCCUCUACUCCCUCUUCACCCACGACUGCAGACCUGCUGAUGGUUCCAACACCAUCAUUAAGUUUGCAGAUGACACCACGGUGAUUGGCCUCAUCAGCGACAACGAUGAGACCGCCUACAGGGAGGAGGUGGAUCGUCUGGCUGAGUGGUGCGACACAAACAACCUGCUGCUUAACACUGAGAAGACUAAGGAGCUCAUCGUGGACUACAGGAGGAAUGCUGACCCACAUCCACCCAUCCACAUUAAGGGGACGGCUGUGGAGCGUGUGAGCAGCUUCAAGUUCCUGGGAGUCCACAUCUCCGAGGAUCUCACCUGGACAACCAACUGCUCCAAGCUGGUCAAGAAGGCUCACCAGCGCCUCUUCUUCUUGAGAACUCUGAGGAAGAACCACCUAGUGGACCAGCAGAGCCCAGAGGUUCUCAGUGAUCACUCUGUCCAGCAUCAUCAAACACAGCUGGACUCCAUAUUUAUGCUGCUGGAGGACAACAUCAUCACUUUUGUGAGGAACGAGCUGAAGAAGAUCCAGAAGGUUUUGAGUCCAGAUUACCCAGAAUGCUUAGAGAGUCAGCGGGAGGAUGAUGAACAGAGGAACACCAGAGAGGCAUUUAUAAAGAUCACACUAAACUUCCUGAGGAGAAUGAAGCAGGAGGAGGUGGCUGACCGCCUGAAGAGCAAAUGUGUUGUUUCAGUUUGUCAACGCGAACUUAAAUCUGCACUGAAGAAGAAGUUCCAGUGUGUGUUUGAGGGGAUCUCUAAAGCAGGAAACCCAACCCUUCUGAAUCAGAUCAAUGCAGAGCUCUACAUCACAGAGGGAGGGACUGCAGAGGUCAAUGAUGAACAUGAGGUCAGACAGAUGGAAAUGGCAUCCAGGAAACCAGGCAGACCAGAAACAACAAUCAGACAAGAAGACAUCUUUAAAGUCUCACCUGGAAGAGAUGAACCAAUCCGAACAGUGCUGACAAAGGGAGUGGCUGGCAUUGGGAAAACAGUCUUAACACAGAAAUACACACUGGACUGGGCUGAAGACAAAGCCAACCAGGACAUCCAGCUCAUAUUUCCAUUCACUUUCAGAGAGCUGAAUGUGCUGAAAGAGGAAAAGUUCAGCUUGGUGGAACUUGUUCAUCACUUCUUUACUGAAACCAGAGAAGCAGGAAUCUGCAGCUUUGAAGACUUCCAGGUUGUGUUCAUCUUUGAUGGUCUGGAUGAGUGUCGACUUCCUCUGGACUUCCACAAAACUACAAUCCUAACCGACCCUAGAAAGUCCACCUCAGUGGAUGUGCUGCUGAUAAACCUCAUCAGGGGGAAACUGCUUCCCUCUGCUCGUCUCUGGAUAACCACACGACCUGCAGCAGCCAAUCAGAUUCCUCCUGUCUGUGUUGGCAUGGUGACAGAGGUCAGAGGAUUCACUGACCGGCAGAUGAAGAAGUACUUUAAGAAGAGAUUCAGAGGAGAAAAGCUAGCCAGCACCAUCACCUCCCACAUGAAGACAUCACAAAGCCUCCACAUCAUGUGUCACUUCCCAGUCUUCUGCUGGAUCACUGCUACAGUUCUGGAGGAUGUGCUGGAAACCAGAGAGGAAGGACAGCUGCCCAAGACCCUGACUGAGAUGUACAUCCACUUUCUGGUGGUUCAGGCCAAAGUGAAGAAGAUAAAGUGUGAUGGAGGAGCUGAGACAGAUCCACACUGGAGUCCAGAGAGCAGGAAGAUGAUUGAGUCUCUGGGAAAACUGGCUUUUGAUCAGCUGCAGAAAGGAAACCUGAUCUUCUAUGAAUCAGACCUGACAGAGUGUGGCAUUGAUAUCAGAGCAGCCUCAGUGUACUCAGGAGUGUUCACACAGAUCUUUAAAGAGGAGAGAGGACUGUACCAGGACAAGGUGUUCUGCUUCAUCCAUCUGAGUGUUCAGGAGUUUCUGGCUGCUCUUCAUGUGCAUCUGACCUUCAUUAACUCUGGAAUUAAUCUGCUGGAAGAACAACAGAAGAACGCUAUAUGGUCUAAAUUGUUUGCAAAAAAGGAAUCAAGAGAAGUGGAAUCUGCAGUGACAUUUUUCUACCAGAAAGCUGUGGACAAGGCCUUACAGAGUCCAAAUGGACACCUGGACUUGCUCCUCCGCUUCCUCCUGGGUCUUUCACUGCAAACCAAUCAGACUCUUCUACAAGGCCUGCUGACACAGAAAGGAAAUAGCUCAAAUUCUCAUCAGAAAACAGUUCAGUACAUCAAGGAGAAACUCAAUGAGUCUCUGUCUGUAGAGAAAAGCAUCAUUCUGUUCCACUGUCUGAAUGAACUGAAUGAUCAUUCCCUAGUGCAGGAGAUCAGACAGUACUUGAGUUCAGGAAGUCUCUCCACAGAUAAACUGUCUCCUGCUCAGUGGUCAGCUCUGAUCUUCAUCUUACUGUCAUCAGAAAAAGAUCUGGAUGUGUUUGACCUGAAGAAAUACUCAGUUUCAGAGGAGGCUCUUCUGAGGCUGCUGCCAGUGGUCAAAGCCUCCAACAAAGCUGUAAUGAGUAUCUGCAACCUUUCAGAGAGAAGCUGUGAAGCUCUGUCCUCAGUUCUAGGCUCCCAGUUUUCUAGUGUCAGAGAGCUGGACCUAAGUAACAGUGAUCUCCAGGAUUCAGGAGUGAAGCUUCUAUCUGCUGGAAUGGAAAGUCCACACUGUACACUGGAAACUCUCAGUCUGUCAGGCUGUCUGAUUACAGAGAAAGGCUGUACUUUUCUGGCCUCUGCACUGAGCUCCAACCCCUCCCAUCUGAGAGAGCUGGACCUGAGCUAUAAUUAUCCGGGAGGCUCAGGAUUGAAGCUGCUGUUGGCUGGACUGAAGGAUCCAAGUUGGAGACUGGACACUCUCAG